AUCAGUCUGUAAAAAGAGAUUCAUCAUGGCGAAGCGGUGGAGUCCAUGGAAAGACAUAACCGUGGUGGUACAUUUAAGUGCUGACAGCACAGGCUGUGUGUCCUCCAUCAUCUGCCAGUACUCAUCCUUCAACUCCAGGAUCCUGGCAUCUUGAAGCUUGGUCACGGUUCGGUCCAACAGCACAGCAGCAACAGCCCACCGCUGCUCCACCAGCCGAUCAAACAUCUCGCACACGGAGUUCCACCGUGUUUUACACGGCUGGAUAAGCCGGAGCAGAGCCCUGAGAGCCAGGGGUCCUCAGGCUUCAUCACACAACCCAGAGGAGUUCCCAGGUUGCCCUGUGAUCGAGAACAAUAUGAGGCUUUUGAAACGCUGGGCAGCACACAGGCGCUGGUUGGUACUGGCUGUGGUUUUAGGUUUGCUGUGUGUGGCGAUCUUUUCUCUGCCUCGGAGAGAGACGGAGACAAGCGUGCCUGUGGACUGGCAUGUCAACCUCACACAUAAAAAGCAAGUUCAUGAGAAUGUGCGCAGAGUUCUGGAGAGUCAGUGUCGUCCCAGCAGCACCAGGCAGAGCUUGUUAGCUCGACUCCCUGCUUCAAGUCACAUGACCCAGGCCUUUCUGUGGAAGGACCUGCCGCUCCCCGACGGCAUCUUUAUGUAUCCGCCUCCCUUUGGCUUCAGAGGUCUUCAGCACAAAGUAGAAGAGCUGCUGAAGCUGCUGCCAGACUCGGAGUCUGUGCCCCUGCUGGAAAACACAUCAGAGAAAUGUCGGCGCUGUGUGGUCAUGGGAAAUGGAGGCAUUCUCAGAGGCCUGGAGCUGGGAACACUCAUCGACCGUUUUGACACCAUUAUCAGGUUGAACAGCGGCCCUCUGGGAGAGUUCAGUGUUGACGUGGGGAACCGGACCAGCAUCAGGAUGAGUUACCCAGAAGGCACCCCGCUCCACUGGAUAGACACAAACCCGCACACUAUGUUUGUAGCGGUGGUUUAUAAAAGUGUGGACCUCAACUGGAUCUCUGCUAUGAUCAGCAAGCGCUCAAUGGCUUUGUGGGACUGGCUCUUCUUCUGGCAGAAGGUUCCGGAUCAGAUCCCUCUGGGGCUGCACAGAUUCAGACUCCUGAACCCUCACGUCAUCAGAGAGAUGGCUCUGGACCUCCUGCUGUACCCUCCACCCAAAUUCCGCCUGUGGGGACAGGACCAGAAUGUGCCCACCAUGGGGGUCUCUGCACUGAACUUGGCCAGCCUGCUGUGUGACGAAGUGAGCCUGGCAGGCUUCGGCUACAACCUCUCCCAGCAGGGGGCGCCACUGCACUACUACGACAAGCUGCCAAUGAGCUUUAUGCUGCAGCAGACCACACACAAUGUGGACCGGGAGACCAAGCUCCUCCAGAACCUCGUCAAGGAGGGGGCCAUCAGCGACCUGACGGGGGGGUUACACUGCUCCUUCUGCCCCAGUUGACCACUCUGCACUAUGAAGCAUUCCACUUUUACUUUUACUGUAAAUGAACUUUUAUACUUGACACAAAAACUGAACUGGGGACUUAGAAACGUGUGAGAAGAGAGGAAGAAAAUUAUAUUUAUGUGAGGAAAACUUAAAAGAUCGGAACAAAUCUAGUCUUAUAUAUGUUAUACACAGCUCCGGAAAAAAUUAAGAGACCUCUCCAAAUGCUUCUUAAAUCUUGAUCUCUACAUGUAUGGCAGCCAUUCCAGUGUCUGUUGAAAUUCAACACAGAGAAACAUUUAAAGUAGUUUAUAGAAUACAAUAAUACAAUAAUAAUAAUAACUCAAAGCCAUGCCUAUAAAUAAUAAAACAAGAGAAACAAUUAUAAUGCUGAAGUGGUCUCUUAAUUUUUUUCGCGACAUUAAGUCAUAAAGUAUUUUAUACGGAAGCCCUGAGAGGCAGAUAAGAAAAAGUUUAUUUCAUUUUACAUAGAUGUUUUAGAAGUUCCUUAAUAAAAUACUUGUGAAAUUAAUGAAAAAAAAGGAUUUUUCAGAAUGAUCAGAUUGAGUUCCUGUUACAGGAAAUCUAUUUGUGAAACAUGUUGCUAUUUUUUUGUCAGGAUGUUUUUAAAUACUGACAAAAUGCUAUUUUUAAUUUGUUAUAUAAAAAAGGAACUUACAAAAAUGUGUCCGUCCAAACGUUUUUCCCACCAGUUUCACGGAUAAGAAAUAAAUUAACCAAAGGAUUUUCAUUUAAAAAAAACACAAUUUUUCAUAAACAAAGUAGAAUAUUUUUUUCUUAACUGUCUUUUGUGGCUUCCUUAGCUUGAAGAAUGAGGGACAUAAAAAAGAUGUAACUGUAAAUGAGAGCCUACUGGGCUUAACAUGUCUUUCAGGAUUUGAAUUUCUCAAAUAUGUAGCCAUAUGACCCGUAGACUUUAAACCCACUAUUAAUAAUGAUUUAAAGUCUCCUGGCUAAAACUUAAAGCUGGCAUCAAAUUGUGAACUUUAGUCAACAUCAGCAUUUCUGAAGUUCAUUUCUCCAUUAAAUGUAUUUCAGAUAUUUUCUAAACAUCAAUCAUGGGGCUUCUUUUGAUACCCUUAUUGCAUAGACAACUCGCUCACAUUUGAAAUUAGGAAUGUUUAAAUGUGUAUUAUUAUUAUUGUCUUAUUUUUCUUGUAAUAGUUCUCUGAGAUAAAAUAUGAUACCAAUAUGGUACCUUUCAUUGUUUAGGAGUUACAUUGUAUUAUUUGUUUACAACUGAACACGUAUAUCUGUAUUUACCAUUACAGAAGGUAGUAAAAAUAAAAAAAUGGUUUCAAAUAGACAUUUGAAAAGCAUGGCUUAUAUAUGUCUUUAGUUUUGGUUUUAAAGAUUUUGAAAAAAUGUGACAUAAUUACUAUAUUUAUCAGAACAUAUUCAACAUUCCACUGCAAAUGAGCAGCAUUACAAUUCCUUUGUUGUUUCUGUCUCUAUUAAGAGGUUUUAUUUUUUAUCCUGCAUCUUAAUUUUAUUGUACUAAUUUGUGCACAAAUUCGUUUAUUUUCCUCAUUUGUUUGUUAUGUAUUUAUUUCACUUAAUUGUUGUGUACAUGCCUUUAUUCUUUUAGCUUAAAAAAAUCCACAUCUCUUUUAUUUAAUGUGUCACUACCUCUUAUUUUUACAGUCAAUGGUCACUACACUGUUCUUACUUUGUCUCAUUUUGAAAGACCUCGUCAUUUUUUUAUGUCUUCAUUUACAUAUGUAAUAGACAUAUCUCAUAUAGCUCAAAUCUGGAAGGCUUAAUGAAAAAGAAUAAAGCGUAAAUAUUAAAAACGUCUAAUUAUGUCAAUUUCACUGUACAUUUUCACAUGUAGUUCUUUUUCUACAACCUUUUUUUUCUCUUUUCUUAAUUUAUUGGUCUGUUGUUACACCCUAGUAAUAAACAUCUGGUGUUAAUUCAUAA
Molecule: messenger RNA, 3385 nt
Organism: Eleginops maclovinus (Patagonian blennie)
Lineage: Eukaryota; Metazoa; Chordata; Actinopteri; Perciformes; Eleginopidae
Gene: st3gal5
Product: ST3 beta-galactoside alpha-2,3-sialyltransferase 5
Exons: 9
Coding region: 356-1459 (367 amino acids)
Molecular function (GO): lactosylceramide alpha-2,3-sialyltransferase activity
Source: RefSeq, a predicted model, not a curated record